Plasmodium cynomolgi strain B is the source of this 4028-nucleotide messenger RNA. RefSeq lists its product as hypothetical. Bases 303 to 4028 code for a protein of 1241 amino acids. The record is from RefSeq and is a predicted model, not a curated record. Gene Ontology annotation, cellular component: mitochondrion. Lineage: Eukaryota; Apicomplexa; Aconoidasida; Haemosporida; Plasmodiidae. The transcript is spliced from 2 exons. Gene Ontology annotation, molecular function: protein binding.
AAAAAAAAAAAAAAAGAAGAAAGGAAUAUAAAUUGUCACUUUAAGAUGAAUUACUAGAAAUAUACGAGUCCCAUUUUGUGUAAAUAUACAAAAAGGGGAAAGCGAAAGAAGUGAAGGGGAAGAAGAAGGGAGGAAAAAAAAAAACAUUUUACACAUACAAACAAAUUUUUGCAAAGGUACAUGCGGGAGGAACACGGUUAUAUAAUGCGAGUGGUGCUAUCAGAAGUCUGACUUCCGUUUGUCCUGCGUCAGGGGAAGUGAACUGAAGAGAAACACAAAAGAGAUCCAAAAUUUCGAAAAUUAUGAAUGAAAGGAUACUAAAAAAUAUUUGGAAGUGCGAGUCUUCAUGUCUAUUAAGCAAAAAUAAUUUUAACGCAAGUUUGGUUUCCACAUUUAAAAUAUCAAGAUGUAGCACUUUGCUUCUGGAGGGGAAAAAGAAGUUGGUGGCACUUGGCGGUGCGAAUCAGAACGGCGUAGUGCGCGGGAGUAAGGAAAGGAACGAUCGUCAUUGGGGGGAGAACGAACUUUUGGAUGAUGGAGCACAGGGUGUCUUAACCGGGGGCGCACACAAUAAUAGGGGUAACUGCAGUGGUGAAGGCUCGCCGUUAAAAGGGACACACUACGCCUUACGCUUUGACAAGGGCGCCCGAAUGCUGCGCGCUGGGCGAAACCGGAGCUCCUGGAAGAUACUGACCGUGAGUUCGUAUUCAACGGUGAGAGGGAGCAAAGAUGAACGUGAGGGAGGACAACCAGGAAAAAAGGAUGCUCAUGCGGCUGCGGAUGCAAAUAGUGGGUCACUCGAGAAGGACGAACCCGAAACCCCCAUGCGUAAGAACAAGCCACAUGUUGAAAAAGACAACCAGGUGGGUUGCAAACAGGUGGAUGGUAAUGGCGACACGCUGCAGGAUACGUGUGGGGAGGAAAAAGCAAAAACGGGGAACCACAUUAGCAGCAGUGGAGCGAUACGCACGAACGAUGGAGAGACGCAGCAGAACGAAAAGGGAGAGCAACCUUCGGAAGGCCAUAACAUCGAUUUGCAUAGGGAUGACUCCCAGAGCAGCAGUGAUGACGGAAAAGACGAACUAACCGAGAAGCUAAAAAAAAAAAACGAAAUAAAAAAAGUGUUAAACAUAAUAUUUUGCUCAUCCAUUCCCAUGAUCGGAUUCGGGUUCAUGGAUCAGUUUAUAAUGAUCCGUUUGGGAGAUAUUUUCGAUGCAUCCAUCGGAGUGUCCUUCGGCAUAUCGACCCUGUGUGCUGCUUCCUUUGGCCAACUCUGCAGUGACACUUUUGGAAUCUUUUUUGGCUAUGUCUUAAAUUAUUUAUUACAAACUUAUAAAGUUAUUCAGCCAGCCAAAUUCGACAUCAAAAAUAAAGUGUACCAGUAUUGCACCUUAGUGGGAUCCGUGUUGGGGAUUCUACUAGGUUGUGCCCUUGGGAUGUUGCAACUCAUUUUCAUCGACACAACAAAGAGUGAAAGAUUGAAAAAAAAAAAAGAAUUAGAUUUUAUAUUCCAAAUGGUUAUGUGUGAUUGUUCCAAUAUUUUAAACUGCGAAGCAUCCACGCUCUUUCUCUACGAUAAAGCCAAAAACGAAUUAUGGAGCAAAGCCAUACAUGGAAGAAAAAAUAUCAUAAAAAUAUCAGCCAAUAGCAAUGAAAAAAGUUUCAAUCUAUGGGUUCUUCGAAACAAAGAAAUAAUUAACUGCAAGGAUGUCGUAAAUAAUGAAUUGUAUAACCCCUCACAUGAUGAAAAAUUUAAUUUCAAAACGAGGACCAUUUUAGCGGCACCCAUCUUAGAUCGAAAUAACGAAGUUGUCGGUGUUCUUAUGUUCCUUAACAAACUAAGGUCCCAUGGUGGGUACUUUACCAGGAAUGAUGAAAAGCUAGCUGAGAUGAUGAGCAAACAUAUUUCCAUCUUUAUGGAAAAGUUCAAUUAUAUCAGUGAGGGUGAUAAAAAAAUGAUCAUAUUCGAUAAGGAAAAGAAUAUAUCCCGCGAGGGGGAGGAAGAAGAGGCAGAAGAGGAAGAGGAGGAAAAUGACCCACCUAUACUCAACAACAGUUUGAACCCUAACCAAGCGGAAGGUGAACUCACGAGGGAACACACACAUGAGGGAAAUAAACCGCAAAGCAAACACCAUUCAGUUAAAGAACGGAAAAGAAAAAGACCCCCCAAAAAAAAUUUGCACUAUCAAAUUUCGCAAAUAGAUGAAGAUGAUAAAAUAUUCGACGAAGGAAGCGAAAAUGCGAACAUAAAGCAGUUUGAUGAGUACUAUGAUGAGAAGACAGAGGAGGAAGAGGAGGAGGACGAUGUGUACGACGAUGAGGAUUACGACGAGGAUGAGGAAGACGCGGAGGUGGCGAGGCAAGCAGAGGUGGAGAACCCCGCGCAGAAGGGGGAGGAAGAGGUGUGUAAAGCAACCCAGCCUAGUAGGGGGUCCAUCGAAAAGGAGCAGACUGACAAAUUGGACGAGAAACAACGUGAAAUAAUAAACCUGUUGCCCAUUUCAAAAACGGGGGCGGAGAAAAAUGAACAACCAGUUAAAGAUUUCUUAGUGGAAGAUCAUUUUAACGAUAGAAAGGAUCAUCUUAGUGUGGGGAAGAAUAUCUCAAAGGAGUGCCAAGCAGACCGAGCUGAUUGCAAGGUCGAAAUGAUUAACCGGGGGGAUGACCAAGGUGAACCGCAUAAACUCUCCUUUUUUAACAUAGACAAGAAGGUAACAGAUGACGCGCAAAAGAAGGACCCCUCCUCGUUCGGGGAUUUCAACUCAGGGGGAGCUCUCCCCGUGUUGUCCCAUCCCCACACUGUUGCAGGAAGGACUACUAGUGAGAACCUCCCCGGUGAGCAUAACAGGAACAGUGCCGCCAAUCACCACCCACGCACUGACCACAGCAACGAAGGAGAAAAGGAACCCACCAAUUUUGAAAUACUAUCGAUUGCCCCCAACGUGGAAAACCUUUUUAAAAGUCGCAAAGAAGGAAACUAUAAUUUUUACGAAAAAAAUUCUGAGGAAAAUGUUAAUUUGGGGAGCAAGUGGAAGGAGCUUAGUAGAGCUUCCUUAAGUACCAUGUUGAGUGGUGGUGUUACUGAAGAGGGAGAAGCCAUCCCUAGUGGGGCAAAUUCGAAAGUUAGCUACCCCCGUGUUGACGGGACGGACCGUUACGGUAAGGACGGUGCAGGGAGUGGUGCACCUGACCACUCGAGCGAUGGGUCGUCUGUUUACAACGGCGGCGUUGCACCAGAUUAUACUUACUACUACGACAUCGAGCACACGAGCGAUUACGGCAAUUUGUACGUGAAGGACUUCGGUAGUGGGGUGGGGGCAAACAAUGCGUUCGAGAAUGAGCGAAAGAAGGCACAAAACGACUCCAUCGAAAGUUACCACCGCGGAUACAACAGCGCCAUUUUGAGUGAGACCCUGUGUAGGAACUCGUCCCUCUCCGUGGCGAGUGGAAUCAAGGAAGAGCCUUUCAAAAGAUACACACAGAAUUAUGUGCACGCGAAGGAGGUCUUAUUGAGGAAAGCAGCUCUUCUGGAAGGAGCGGGAAAGAUGUACAGCUCCAGUGCAUACAACUCAGAAAAGUAUUUUUCACACAUUCACUUUGCGAAAAUAUUUAACAUGGUCUCUGAAAAAAAAAUGAAUAUAAAAAAUUUCAAAAUUUUAAAAAAUAUCUACAAGUACAAUUUAAAUUUUAAACUCAUCAAUAAUUAUAUCCUUCAUAAGAUUUACGAGAAUACCACCGUUAGUCGUCUCGCACCAAGCACAUGCUACAAUAUUAAGAUAAUUGAUUUUUUCUUCAAGGAAAAUUUGUACCUUUUAAAUAAAAGCACCAUGAAUGAUAUCAUUUACAAGUAUAUAAUUUUUUACUACUGCAGAAAAAAGUUGAGGAAAAAAAACUUUAACUAUUACAAUUACCAGGACAUGUACAUCGCGGAGAAUUUUUUCGGUCAAAAUACUCACACCAAGAAGGUCCCCAAAAUUCUGGAUGAGGAUCUGGGGAAGAAGAGCGCGAUAAUCACAGUGGACAGAUAG